Messenger RNA from Pyricularia pennisetigena, 1113 nucleotides. RefSeq lists its product as uncharacterized. The record is from RefSeq and is a predicted model, not a curated record. The transcript is spliced from 2 exons. Gene Ontology annotation, cellular component: nucleus. Gene Ontology annotation, biological process: protein dephosphorylation. Lineage: Eukaryota; Fungi; Ascomycota; Sordariomycetes; Magnaporthales; Pyriculariaceae. Gene Ontology annotation, molecular function: protein tyrosine/serine/threonine phosphatase activity. Bases 1 to 1113 code for a protein of 370 amino acids.
AUGGCUCUGUCACGUAUUAAUGGCAAUGAGGAACUCUACGUUGGCGGCGUCUUUGCCCUCCGCCGCGUUCAGAGCCUCGAGGAGAAGAACAUCACGCACAUCCUGUCCGUGAUCGACUACUCGCUCGAAAAGUACCAGGAGCUGCGGGGCAAGUUCCAGCACAUGAGCAUCGACAUUGACGACGUCGAGGAUGCCGAUCUGCUGCGCCACUUCCCAAAGCUCGUCCGCUUCAUCGACGGAGCACUGCAUCCGCCCCACGGUAGCGAGGGCGAUCGACGAGGCAACGCCGUCUACGUGCACUGUGCCAUGGGAAAGUCACGCUCCGUCACCGCCGUGUGCGCCUACCUGAUGCACAAGCACCCCUCUCGCUUCGGCGCCGCAGAACGAAGCAACCCGGACCGCGAGACCGCAGCCCGCGUCGCCACCCAGGCUGCGGUCGACUGGGUUCGCCAGACGCGCGAGAUCGCCGAGCCCAACGACGGCUUCAUGAAGCAGCUGGCACUAUGGUGGGAGAUGGACACGCCCGCCGACGCCGACGAUGCCGUCGAGAGGCAUCCCGUCUACCAGCGUUGGCUGUACAAGCGCGAGGUCGAAGAGAGCAUCAGGAUCGGGCGCGCCCCAGACUGGGUUCGUUUCGAGGACGAGGAGUCGGCCAAGGAGGAUGCUGCCACGGCCGGCCUAGACGCUGCUCAAAGCAAAGUCGAGAUGAGGUGCAAAAAGUGCCGCCGCGUGCUCACCACGCAGCGCUUCAUAGUCCCGCACUCCCCCGCCCACCCGACAAGCCACAAGACACUGCCCGCUUGCCCCCACGUCUUUGUCGAACCGCUCUCGUGGAUGCGUCCCGUGCUGGAGACGGGCGAGCUCGACGGCAGGCUUACAUGCCCCGGCGCCAAGUGCGGUGCCUCCGUCGGGAGGUACUCGUGGCUCGGCUUCAAGUGCAGCUGUGGCGAGUGGGUCUGUCCUGCCUUCUCGCUGCAAAGGAGCAAAGUGGACGAGGUGGCCGUUGCCGCCGCCUCCGCCGCCAGGGGAGCCAAACCCGCUUCGGACAACGUAGAGGACCCAAGGGCAAGGCUGGGUAUUCGCAUGCCGCCGUCGUUGAGGGAAAAUCUCUGA